GAGACGUCACGUCACUUGUUUGUUGUCAUAAUGAUAAAAUGUGAAUAUGAUGUGAAUUUAGAAAUUUAAUUGCAGAAAAUACACAUAAAUAAAUAAACCAAUAGUUGUGGGUAAUAUUUAAUUAAACACAUGGAAGGCGUUUUAUGGAAAUGGACAAACUAUUGGAAUGGUUGGCAAACCAGAUGGUUUGUUUUAGAGAAUGGAAUUUUAUCAUACUACAAGUCGCAGGAAGAAGUCAAUCAAGGGUGCAAAGGUUCAGUGAAAGUGUCUGUUUGUCAGAUCAACGUGAACAAUAUUGAUAACACUCGCAUGGAUUUGGUUAUACCUGGGCAGCAACAUAUGUACUUGAGGGCACCUUCACCACAGCAUAGACAAAAAUGGCUUGUUGCUUUAGGUAGUGCUAAGGCAUGUGUAGAAUCCUUAGUGGAUACCAAAGGGACCUGUUUAGAAGACUCGCUGAGUCACAAAAAGUCUGAAUUGCAUUUGUAUUGUGAUUUAUUAAUGCAACAAGUGCAUGCUGUUAAAAGUGCUGCUAAUGAAGAAGGAGGCCCAGCAAUACAGAAAAUUGAAGAUGCUUCCAGUCUCCUGACUGCAACAUGUGACACAUUUAUAAGAACCCUUGAAGAUAUAAUGAAACUAACUAACAACACUGUCACCAACACUUCAUAUGAAAUGCCAGUUCCUAAUUUACCUGUUACCAAAACUAGUGGCAGUACUAAGAACCAGAAACCAAAUGUAGGCAGGUCUUUGUCCCAAGAGAGUAGAUGAGGUAAAAUAAAUUCUUUUGUUAAAAAAAUGUACUUCAUGUAGUACUUAAAAAUUUCUUGUAAAGAAGCUGUCAAGUCACAUUACAUAUUGAAAUAGUUCAAGCGAAGGUGGAAUUCUCAUGUAAUGUGUCCUUUUGGGCUUAGGCUUGUAAAUAGU
This is a messenger RNA of Maniola jurtina (meadow brown), 924 nucleotides long. Its product is annotated as pleckstrin homology domain-containing family A member 3-like. NCBI's taxonomy places the organism in Eukaryota, Metazoa, Arthropoda, Insecta, Lepidoptera, Nymphalidae. The record is from RefSeq and is a predicted model, not a curated record. Bases 130 to 768 code for a protein of 212 amino acids. The transcript has 6 exons. Gene Ontology annotation, cellular component: trans-Golgi network; early endosome; recycling endosome. Gene Ontology annotation, biological process: retrograde transport, endosome to Golgi; endosome organization; receptor recycling.